CUGUGCCCUAGGCUCGUGGGUCUGCGGCCGCAGCGCUUGGCACCGGAGCUCGAGGGGCGGGGGUUGGGGGCGGGCCGGCUGCCGCCAUGGCCGGGAGUCAGGACAUGUUCGACGCCGUCGUGAUGGCGGAUGAUAGGUUUCACGGGGAAGGUUAUCAGGAAGGCUACGAAGAAGGAAGUAGUUUGGGUAUGAUUGAAGGAAGACGGUAUGGCACGUUACAUGGAGCUAAAAUCGGAUCUGAGAUCGGGUGCUACCAAGGUUUUGCUCUUGCCUGGAGAUGUCUCCUGCACGGCUGCACCACUGAGAAAGACAGGGUCCUCGGAUCCCCCUGCCUUUUCCCUGGAGACACAUUUCAUGUGUUUCACAGGUGUCGGAACUUGGGCCACAGCCGUAUGGAAAUGUCAGAGCAGGGAUGCUCAAGACAGUGUGGGUGACUGUGGGGUCGCCUGCCCUCUGACCUGUCCCGUCACUGAGCGCGUGGGAGUUGACCGGAUUCGUCCAUCAGCCGAGGGCCAUCUUGGGGAGAUUUUCCUCUGAAGAUUCAGUGGGAGUGGGCGGGUAGCUGGCGGUCAGGUUGGGACAGUGGUUGGCAGCCCCAGGCGCCACUGGGCGGCUGUCGGAGCGGAGCGUGGCUCCCCACUCCCGGUCCACGAAGGCGGGGUGGAGCGCACGGACUUGGAAUGCUCCAGCAGCCUCCCCUUCUCCCCGCCCCGGGAUCUGCGGCUCACGGAGGGCCCUGCACUGGGUGGGAAGGGUCUCGCACCUGGGGGCUGCCCAUCCGCACCCCAGGGCAGGGAUUCCCUCCCCUCCUAAAGCCGUGCGCCCGGUCCGUCCAUCAGAGGGCCCGGGGCCCGCCGCCCCACCAUCCCCACCCGACUGGCAGAGCCUAAAACCCUUUAUCUUAGAGCAAUGGUUUUUGGAUUUUCUAAGUCUACAGUUUUCCUAAAAAUGGUAGAAGGCGGGCAGAGGAUCUGCUGCUUUAUGUUUCAAGUAAGGAUGUUAAAAGAGAAACACCUGCCACGUGUGUUAUCCUUCAGUGAGCUAAGGGAAUGGUCACACCAGAGGAGCUGUGUGGAGAGCCGUAUCUCAGCCUGAAGGAUGGCGACCUUUCCAUCAGGUGACCGUAGCUUUCUGACCCACCCUGAGACGCUCCUCUGCCCCUUCCGCAGUCGGGUGAAGGCUUUUUCCCUUACACCAGCCGUGAGCGGGUCACACCCUCCUGACACACACUGGCUUUGACCGUGCGACGGGCUGGGUGUGUCUGGAGUAGCUUCACUGACCCGGGAGGGCAGGAAUGACCCGUCGCUGCUUGCAGAGCUGGGAGUGGGUGGUAGUCAUUGUUUCGUGGCCGGUUCAGCCGUUUCCCGCGUGUUGGCAUCUGCCUUGCAACUCCCUGGAAACCAAGUGCUUUGUUGCUUUACUUAACUCGCUCUGGCCUUUUGCAGUUCUAUGUUUUCUCCAAGAGGUGGCCAUCAUAGUUCUUCUAAACUGGUUUAAAAGGCGCAGAUGUGAGCAGGCCCUGGUCACUCUGACUGGCUGUUGCUUCAUCCUAAGGAUGAGUCCUUCAGGAUUCCCAGGGAUCAGAUAUCUGGCGUGCUUCUGACACCCUGGGGAUCAGAUGUGGUGAGGGGAAGGUGGCUCGGCAGGGUCGCUUACCUGUGACCCAGAGGGCACCCACCCGCCCAGAUGAAGCGAGGAGACUGACGUUUAUCGAGCCCCUACUCUGUAGCACGUUCUGGGCUUUAUCCUCCUGAGAGCCUGGGAGGUGGCCGUUAAGGCCCCAUUUUACAGAUGAGGACGCUGAGGCUCAGAGGUGUGAAACACCUGAGUGCCUCGGGGCGGUUGCGCUCCAGGCCGCCCACCAGCUGAGCUCCUCGUCUUCCUGGGAAAGGGAGCCGAACUCAAACACUAGCCACUGGUUUCUGCCCUAUGGAUGGAGGGGCCUUGCCGGUUUACCUGCUGUUAAACUCCCAGAGGCCGUGAGCGUGAAGAUUGCAGAUCCUGGAAAAUGCCCAAGUCCAGAGCAGGCAAGGCUGUGCCCGGCACUCUUUCCCGUCUGCCUCUGUCCGCUCUGGGGUCAGACCUGGGGACCGGGGGUCGGCGUGCUUGUCGGUGUUGCCUUGGCCGCUGGGUCCGGAUGGAGCCGUCCCUGUGAGGUCAGUUCGCUCUUGACGUCCAGAUGCGGGUGCGGGCGGGCUCACGUUGCCAGGUGAGUAAAGGUUGUUUCGUGUGAUGACAAAGUUAGUCACCAGCCCUGAGGCCAGGCACGCUCAGCCCCAGCACUUUAAAGCCGUCGAGCGGCAUCUGUUACGUAAGCUGAGCCUGUUGUGUGCAGAGGACCAAAAGUCUUUAUUUCUG
Messenger RNA from Lagenorhynchus albirostris (white-beaked dolphin), 2358 nucleotides. It is a transcript of the gene LTO1, whose product is annotated as LTO1 maturation factor of ABCE1. The coding region runs from base 87 to 434 and encodes 115 amino acids. Lineage: Eukaryota; Metazoa; Chordata; Mammalia; Artiodactyla; Delphinidae. The record is from RefSeq and is a predicted model, not a curated record. The transcript has 5 exons.